Messenger RNA from Trematomus bernacchii (emerald rockcod), 3202 nucleotides. RefSeq names its product solute carrier organic anion transporter family member 2B1-like. Bases 121 to 2079 code for a protein of 652 amino acids. Lineage: Eukaryota; Metazoa; Chordata; Actinopteri; Perciformes; Nototheniidae. Gene Ontology annotation, biological process: transmembrane transport; sodium-independent organic anion transport; bile acid and bile salt transport. Gene Ontology annotation, molecular function: protein binding; bile acid transmembrane transporter activity. The transcript is spliced from 15 exons. Gene Ontology annotation, cellular component: membrane. The record is from RefSeq and is a predicted model, not a curated record.
CUCACACUAGCUCCUCCUCCUCCUCCUCCCCUGUGUUCGAGGAGCAGUGGAGGAGUGUCGGACCUGAGAGGAGAAGCAGCUCACAGUUUUUGCUUCAGUCUGUGUGAUAUAAAUUAAAUCAUGGGAGCCAACGACCUCAAAAUGAACCCUGACCCCGCGGAGUUUCGCCCCCCCGCCCGACGCCGGAGUCUCUUCUACAGCGUCAAGUUCUUCGUGUUUUGCCACAGUUUGCUGCAGUUGGCUCAGUUGUUGGUGUCGGGCUACAUGAAGAGCUCCAUCUCCACCAUCGAGAGACGCUACGGCUUCAACAGCCAGAAGUCAGGACUCCUGGCUUCUUUCAAUGAGGUGGGGAACACGAUCCUCAUCGUGUUCGUGAGUUUCUUGGGGAGUCGGGUCCACCGGCCGCGGUGCAUCGGCGGCGGCGCUCUGCUGGCGUGUCUCGCCUCGCUGAUCAUGUCGCUGCCGCACUUCCUGGGAGGGAUGUACGAGUACACAGACAGCAUUAACUCUUCCGGUGUUAACAGCUCCAGCCUCUGCCAAUCAGAGAGCCCCGUCUCCACCUCCUCGUCCAAUCAGAGCUGCAGCGGGCAGCAGGGCGGGGACCAGCAGGGGGUCUACCCUCUUCUCCUGAUGGGGCAGCUGCUGCUGGGCAUCGGAGCCGUGCCCAUCCAGCCCUUCGGCAUCUCGUACAUCGACGACCACGCCAGCAGGAAGAACUCCCCGCUGUACCUCGGCAUCCUGCUCGCUGUGACCUCCAUCGGCCCGGCGGUCGGCUUCAUCAGCGGCUCCUUGAUGCUGCGCUUUUAUGUCGACUUUGACAAGUUGUCCAAAGACCAGAUCCAGUUGCACCAUAAGGAUCUUCGCUGGGUCGGCGCCUGGUGGCUCGGCUUCCUCGUGGCGUCCGGCCUCCUCUUCCUCGCCGCGCUGCCGUACCUCUUCUUUCCCCGAAGCAUCCCCAAAGAGGACGAGGACGAGGACGUGGAGUCGACGCCGGACUGCAAGCAGCAGCUUCAGCAGACUGACUCGGAAACAUCUUUCCUCCAGUUCCUCAAAAGUUUCCCUCGUAUCGCCCUGCGGACGCUGCGCAGCCCCAUCUACCUGCUGGUGGUUCUGGCUCAGGUGAACCUGGCGGCGCUGCUGGCCGGCCUCGCCACCUUCAUGUCCAAAUUCAUCGAGAGACAGUUCACCCAGACCGUCUCCUUCUCCAUCAUGAUGAUAGGAGGAGUUUGCAUCCCGCUGGCGGUGCUGGGGACCGUGCUCGGCGGCGUCCUGAUGCGGAGGUUGAGUCUCUCGGUGGGCGGAGCCAGUAAACUCUGCACCGCGGCCAUCUUGCUCUGCAUCCUGUCCUCCACACCGCUGCUGUUCAUUGGCUGCUCAACUCAGAAGGUCGCCGAGGUCUUUCCUCAAGGCAGUGCUGUGUUGUCGUGCAGCGCCGGCUGUAGGUGUCCGGCGGAGGCCUUUAACCCGGUCUGCGGUUCUGACGGCGUUGAGUUCAGGUCCCCCUGCCACGCCGGCUGCAGCAACAUACAGAUUGACGCCAGCAACAAACCCACCAACUACACUGAGUGUGAGUGUGUCGGGGGUCUCGGCGUCGCCUCUCCGGGGACUUGUGGCAGUGGAUGCUCAAACCUCCUGCUCCCCUUCGUGGCUCUGUUGGGCGUCACCAGCUUCAUCGCCUCCUUCUCCCAGACGCCCUCCGUCAUGAUGAUCCUCAGGACGGUGCCUGCGGAGGACAAGUCGUUCGCAGUGGGGGUGCAGUACAUGCUGUUCAGAGUGCUCGCGUUCAUGCCCGGCCCGGUGUUGUACGGCAGCGUCAUCGACAGUACCUGCAUCUGGUGGGGCAGGAAGUGCAGCAAGAAGACUUCCUGUCAGUACUACGACCUGGACCGCUUCAGACAGAGGUUUCUGGGUCUGCAGGUGGUGUUUGUGUGCGGCGCGCUGCUCUGCUUCCUGCUGACCAUCGUGGUGCUGCGCCGGAGGGCCGGGCAGAUGGAGACGGAGGGUAAAGGAGUGAAGGGAGGGUAUGCGAUGGUGAGCGCUUCGUCUAAAGAGAAGGAGCUGGAGGGAAUCAAAACCUGAAGACACACAGCGAGAGGACGCAGGGAAAUAAAGACGCUGAACGAAGCAGAACAAGAGUUCAAAGAGAAUGCUAACGUGGAAGCUGCUACGCUAACAAAACUGCAGUUCAUGUAAAGGAUCUGUCGGCCUGUAUAAUCAGAGUCUCUCAUGUUGUAUUGUUUCACUAACGCUCACACUCCAGUGGAUGUACAUAAGCUGAUCAAUGUAUUGGGACAAAGACGAUGUAUUAACCUCUCCGCUCAUUGUACUCACUUUUCUGGGUUUUCAAGUUCAGCUUUUAGUUUAUUUUAACUUCUCUCAAGUUACUUCAGUCGGGCUCUUGGUGUUGAGGCGGUUGCACCAAACUUUUCUAAGCGACCCUAAAGAAAGCAGCGGAUCUCCUUUCAAAUCUUCUUGUUCUGUGCAUGGUCCGGCGCUCUCACUGGAGGCACGGUCAUUCAGCCAGACCCUCAAAUGUCCUGCGUCUCAGUGGUGGAUGCUAACCGCUGUUAUAGCAUCACUGUGAAGCUAGCCAUGCUAACCCUGCAGAGUGGAUCUCAUUCUGGAGUACUUACACAAUGACUUGCUUCUGAAAGCUCCGAAAAAGAUGCCGCAUAUUUUUUUAAACAGUCAAUGUUUCUGUAAAUAUUUCUUUGUUUAUAUACAAAAUGGAACGUCAUACAGCUAUUUUUUUACAUGGCUGGUGUGCAGGCGACUCGGUUCAGAAAGCUAUCUUGUUUACACAAAAUAAAUGUGAUAAACAUGUAAACAUUAACCCUCUGUCUGUGAAAGAAUACACAUGUGGAAGCACUCAAUCUGUUCUGGACAGGGAACUGGUUAGAAAUGAUAUUGGUGUGAUUCUUCAACUGUCCUUAUUUUAGUCAAAAACUUUUAUUUUUUUAUUUUUUUCAUUGGACAUUAAAUCCUGCAUAGAUUUUAGUUUAAUCAUUUUAUAAAUAUAUAAUAAUUGUACAUUUCUCAGAGUGUAUGGUGAUCGUUGAAGAGUCACGUUUUUUAUUGACAUGUCUGGUUUUAAUCUGCUCCACUUCUAAACUCUGAAAUUCACUUUCAAAGCUAUUUUUUUAUUAAUCUAAAGCUGUGAAACAUGUUGUCUGAGGAAUCUUUAAUAAACUUAAAAAAUGGA